Molecule: messenger RNA, 1087 nt
Organism: Candoia aspera
Lineage: Eukaryota; Metazoa; Chordata; Lepidosauria; Squamata; Candoiidae
Product: SH2 domain-containing protein 1B-like
Exons: 4
Coding region: 116-529 (137 amino acids)
Biological process (GO): negative regulation of bone resorption; negative regulation of signal transduction; positive regulation of B cell differentiation
Cellular component (GO): cytosol
Source: RefSeq, a predicted model, not a curated record
UACGACAGAGAUUGCACAGUUAAGAGUUUAUUCUUUGUUCCACAGUUCAGUAGAGAAUAGGUCAUCUUUUCAGCUGAAUCUUAAGAAUUAAUCUGGAAAGAGUUUUUAUACAUAAAUGGAAUUUCAGUAUUUCCAUGGAAAUAUAAGUAAAGAAAAGUGUGAAGAACUACUGAGCAAAAUGGGAGUAAAUGGAAGUUUUUUAGUACGAAACAGUGAGAGCAUACCUGGAGCCUUGUGCCUUUGUGUUUUUUAUGAACACCUUAUCUACACUUACCGAAUCUUCAGAAAAAGUAAUGGACAUUUUAUGAUGCAGACAUCUGAAGGUACUCCGACGCAUGUCUUCAGAACAUUAAAGGAUUUAAUUGACAACUACAAAAAGCCAAAUCAAGGGCUAGUAGUAAAUCUGUGCUAUCCUUUAUAUCGUUCUCCUUGCCAUCAAACAACUCAGACUGUGUAUGUCACUAAAGAUGAAGCAUAUGUGACUCCUGAUGCUGGAGACAGUGAUUACCUUGACGUCUUACCUGACUAAUCUCCGUUUACUCCAUUUCAGCAGGGCCGUUCUAUGGCUCACACCCACACAAAUCAAAUCUUCUAUUCACUUCACUGGAUUCUGCGUUCAUUUGUAGUCUGGAUAAUUCUGUAACACAUUUAAUACCAACUUUUGAUCGAUUUCUUGUCUCUGUGUAAAAAGCACACUUUGUAAAAUACACACGUACUUGUGAAAUCUUCUUUCCAUGUAUGGGGUAUGUAUAUCUGUCAGUGCAAAUGGUCAUUUUAUGCACCUAAUGAAGCGUUCACUGGUCCUGAAAAGCUUAUGCCACAAAAAUGUGACAGCCUUUUCCAUAUUGCAAUACCUCAUUAUAUUUUCAUUUUAACAGUUUUCAUUUAUGAGCACCAUUCAACUUACUAUAUUUGGUAGUCAUAAUUACAAGUGUCUUGGAUGUUUAUAAAAUUCUGAAUUGUUUAUUUUAUCAAUUUAUCAUUGUUAUAAGUAACACAAACACACAAAUUUAUUUAAAUCUCACUCCAUAUCUGGAGUAUGCAUUUUAAUGUAACACACGGUAACAAACAUAAGGAAACUGAGAAU